Trifolium pratense (red clover) is the source of this 1535-nucleotide messenger RNA. Its product is annotated as GDSL esterase/lipase 5-like. The record is from RefSeq and is a predicted model, not a curated record. Bases 87 to 1202 code for a protein of 371 amino acids. The transcript has 5 exons. Gene Ontology annotation, molecular function: hydrolase activity, acting on ester bonds. NCBI's taxonomy places the organism in Eukaryota, Viridiplantae, Streptophyta, Magnoliopsida, Fabales, Fabaceae.
GUCUAGAACCCAAAUCAUUAUAUAUAUGGGUCAACAACUAUGGUCUAUAUGGCCUAUUUGAGAUUGAAGCUAUUAUGUGAAGAUAUAUGAUGAAGUUCACCAUAAGCUCUAUUUUCUUCAAUGUUUUUCUCAUUAUAACUCUUGUAUUUCAAACUCAUGCAAGCAAAAUCAAUUAUAGAAGCAACAAGUACAAAGCCUUAUUCAUUUUUGGAGAUUCUUUCUUAGAUGCUGGCAAUAACAAUUACAUAAACACCACAAGCCUUGAUCAAGCAAAUUUCUUGCCUUAUGGAGAAACCUAUUUCAAGUUCCCAACUGGUAGAUUCUCGGAUGGUCGUUUGAUAUCUGAUUUUAUUGCUGAAUACGCAAAUAUUCCACUAGUUCCACCAUUUCUACAACCUGGCUAUAACCAAUACUACAAUGGAGUGAAUUUUGCAUCUGGUGGAGCAGGUGCACUUGUUGAAACUUUCCAAGGGUCGGUAAUUCCUUUCAAAACACAAGCAAGAAACUUCAAGAAAGUAACAGCUUGGUUGAGGCACAAGUUAGGCAGUUCUGAUUCCAAAACAUUGUUAUCAAAUGCCGUCUACAUGUUUAGCAUUGGAUCUAAUGAUUAUCUUAGUCCAAUCUUGACAAAUUCUAGUGUUCUAAAGUAUUAUUCUCAUUCAGAAUAUGUUAGCAUGGUUGUUGGUAACUUCACUUCCACUAUCAAGGAAAUACAUAAAAGUGGGGCUAGAAAAUUUGCAAUCUUGAACUUACCACCAUUAGGUUGUCUUCCAGGAACUAGAAUAAUUCAAUCACAGGGGAAAGGUAGCUGCUUAAAAGAGCUUUCAUCACUUACAAGUAUACAUAAUCAAGCUCUUUAUGUGGCUCUCUUAGAAUUGGAGAAACAAUUAAGGGGCUUCAAAUUUACUCUCUAUGAUUUGAACUCUGAUAUCACUCAAAUGAUCAACCAUCCCUUAAAAUAUGGUUUGAAGGAAGGAAAAUCAGCAUGUUGUGGGAGUGGGUCAUUUAGAGGAAAAUAUAGUUGUGGUGGAAAAAGAGGAGAGAAACGCUUUGAAUUAUGUCACAAACCAAAUGAACAUUUAUUUUGGGAUUCUUACCAUCUUACAGAAAAUGCUUAUAAACAAUUGGCAGCUCGAAUGUGGGAUCAUACUGGAAAUUCUCACACUAUUGGGAAUUAUAUUAUCAGUGAUUUCUUCCAAUAAACUCAGAAAUGUUUCAGAAGCUAGAGAAGCAGCUAAUGGGAUUCUAAUAAUCAACCAAGUAAUGAAAUACCCUUCAAUUUAUGGUAUUCAUUCAUGGAAACUAUCAAUUUAUUAUGUAGAAGCUUUGUCUCUGUGCACAGAAAAAAAAAAAGUCUUGCACCAUGUAAGAGUGUAUUUUUCACCAUUUGAUCAAUAAGUUCGAUCAUAUCUCAUUUGAUCUUGAUAAGAUUUAUUGAUCCAAUGAUAGAAACUAUUUUGAAUAUAAUGAAAGACUCAUAGAAUUGAUCUAUAUCUUAUAUAAGAGUUUAAUGAUGGUCACACUAUCAAGGUAAA